AUGAAUCAGAACCCACGCAACAGCAGCGUGCUUGAGAUUUUUCCUCUUUUUUUUUGGUAUGACCACUACAGUUGGCGCCGAACCCCCAGCAGCCCCUGCUUCCAUUUCCUGGAACACAGGACCACUAACAGCCCUGAUUAUGCGUAUGACUACCCGACAGAUCACAUAGAUCCCGUGGAUGGUACGCCUGCCCCCCCGGAGAUCCAGACUCUGGACAUGAUUGCUCUUGUCAUCUUCACUCUCGUCUUCCUGGUGGGAGUGCCAGGCAAUGCCUUGGUGGUCUGGGUGACAGGGUCCGAGGCCAGGCGGACCAUCAAUGCCAUCUGGUUUCUCAACCUGGCAGUGGCUGACCUCCUCUCCUGUCUGGCAUUACCCAUCCUGUUUACCUCGAUCGUUCUGCACAACCAUUGGCCCUUUGGUGAGGCUGCCUGCCAUAUCCUGCCCUCCCUCAUCUUGCUCAACAUGUACGCCAGCAUCUUGCUCCUGGCCACCAUCAGUGCCGACCGCUUUCUGCUGGUGUUCAAUCCCAUCUGGUGUCAGAACUACCGAGGGGCUCGUCUGGCCUGGAUGGCUUGUGGAGUGGCCUGGGUCCUGGCCCUGCUGCUGACCAUCCCUUCUUUCCUGUACCGGUCAGCACAGGAGGAUCAUUUUCCACCCAGGACCGUGUGUGGUCUCAACUAUAGUAAAAAUAAACAUAAGGAGGUGACGGUGGCCAGCACACGGUUAAUAGUGGGUUUCUUAUGGCCCCUGAUCACCCUCUCGAUCUGCUACACCUUUCUCCUCCUGCGCACAUGGAGCCGCAAGGCCACACGCUCCAUGAAGACCCUCAAGGUGGUGGUGGCUGUGGUCAGCAGCUUCUUUAUCUUCUGGCUGCCCUAUCAGGUCAUCGGCAUGAUAAUGGCCUUGAACAGCAAUGACUCAGAUACUUUCAAAUUUGCGAGGAAGAUAGAUGCAUUGAGUGUCUCCUUGGCUUAUGUCAACUGCUGCAUCAACCCCAUCAUCUAUGUGGCCGCUGGGAGGGGUUUCCAGACCCUGUGCCGUAAAUCCUUCCGUUCCAUGCUCAAGAAUGUUUUGACAGAGGAGUCCGUGUGCAGGGAGAGCAAGUCCUACACACAGAGCUCCACGGUGAACACUGUGACAGAAAAGACCGAGACAGUGUAA
Messenger RNA from Chrysochloris asiatica (Cape golden mole), 1161 nucleotides. RefSeq names its product complement component 5a receptor 1 (gene C5AR1). Gene Ontology annotation, molecular function: complement component C5a receptor activity; G protein-coupled receptor activity. The coding region runs from base 1 to 1161 and encodes 386 amino acids. The transcript is spliced from 2 exons. Lineage: Eukaryota; Metazoa; Chordata; Mammalia; Afrosoricida; Chrysochloridae. Gene Ontology annotation, biological process: phospholipase C-activating G protein-coupled receptor signaling pathway; chemotaxis; inflammatory response. The record is from RefSeq and is a predicted model, not a curated record. Gene Ontology annotation, cellular component: plasma membrane.